Molecule: messenger RNA, 417 nt
Organism: Morchella importuna
Lineage: Eukaryota; Fungi; Ascomycota; Pezizomycetes; Pezizales; Morchellaceae
Exons: 1
Coding region: 1-417 (138 amino acids)
Source: RefSeq, a predicted model, not a curated record
AUGUGCUACUACCGCCUCGUCCAAUUCUCCUGCCGCUGCCUCUGGGGCGCCGAAUACGUCGUCCGCUGCGCAAAGCCAAUGGAGGCGGAGGUGACCGCGCGGGGCUACACCGCCUGCCAGCUGCGGGGAAUAUACCCCGACAUGCAGCGCAUGUGGUUCGGGUGCUGGCACUGCCUGACAAAGGGCUACGAGCGGGAGGGGAAGGAAACGCCCAUGAGCUUUUCGAGCUGGGGAGAGACGAUCACGUAUCUGCUGCUGUGCGAGACGGGGAUGGUGUGGUCGUAUCGGAUGCAUGUAAUGAAUAGGUGGUGGAGGGUGAGACAUGUGAGGAGUGAGAGGAUGGGGGUGUCGGUGGAGGAGGCGGAGGAGGUGAAGAGACGGACAGGGUAUAGGGAGGUUGUGAAGGUCAACUGGUAG